ACCGCUUCGCUCCGCUGCGCGCCACUCCGCCGCCCCCCCCCGGCCCGCCGCCAGCACCGGCCCCGCCGCCCCGCCGCCGUCCCGGGGCCGCCAUGGAGACCGGCAGCAAGAUGACGGCUCGCCUGAUGCUCGCCGUGGGAGGAGCGGUGCUGGGCUCCCUGCAGUUUGGCUACAACACCGGCGUCAUCAACGCCCCCCAGAAGGUGAUUGAGGACUUCUACAACCGCACGUGGCUGUACCGCUACGAGGAGCCCAUCAGCCCUGCCACCCUCACCACGCUCUGGUCCCUCUCUGUCGCCAUCUUCUCCGUGGGGGGCAUGAUUGGCUCCUUCUCCGUCGGGCUCUUUGUCAACCGCUUUGGACGGCGCAACUCCAUGCUGAUGUCCAACAUCCUUGCCUUCGUGGCUGCUGUCCUGAUGGGCUUCUCCAAGAUGGCUUUCUCCUUCGAGAUGCUCAUCCUCGGCCGCUUCAUCAUCGGCCUCUACUCCGGCCUCACCACCGGCUUCGUGCCCAUGUAUGUGGGCGAGGUGUCGCCCACCGCCCUGCGGGGUGCCCUGGGGACCUUCCACCAGCUGGGCAUUGUCCUGGGCAUCCUGAUUGCACAGGUGUUCGGUUUGGACUUGAUCAUGGGCAACGACUCGCUCUGGCCGCUGCUGCUGGGCUUCAUCUUCGUGCCUGCCCUGCUGCAGUGCAUCAUCCUGCCCUUCGCCCCCGAGAGCCCUCGCUUCCUGCUCAUCAACCGCAACGAGGAGAACAAAGCCAAGAGCGUCCUCAAGAAGCUGCGGGGCACGACGGAUGUCAGCAGCGACCUGCAGGAGAUGAAGGAGGAGAGCCGGCAGAUGAUGAGGGAGAAGAAGGUGACCAUCAUGGAGCUGUUCCGCUCGCCCAUGUACCGCCAGCCCAUCCUCAUCGCCAUCGUCCUGCAGCUCUCCCAGCAGCUCUCGGGCAUCAACGCCGUCUUCUACUACUCCACCAGCAUCUUCGAGAAGUCUGGUGUGGAGCAGCCUGUCUACGCCACCAUCGGCUCCGGCGUGGUGAACACAGCUUUCACGGUUGUAUCGCUGUUUGUGGUGGAACGAGCUGGGCGCAGGACCCUGCACCUCAUCGGGCUGGCAGGCAUGGCCGGCUGCGCCGUGCUCAUGACCAUCGCCCUGACGCUGCUGGACCAAAUGCCCUGGAUGUCCUACCUCAGCAUUGUGGCCAUCUUCGGCUUCGUGGCCUUCUUCGAGAUCGGCCCAGGCCCCAUCCCCUGGUUCAUCGUGGCGGAGCUCUUCAGCCAGGGCCCGCGCCCUGCCGCCUUCGCCGUCGCCGGGCUGUCCAACUGGACCUCCAACUUCAUCGUGGGCAUGGGCUUCCAGUACAUCGCGCAACUCUGCGGCUCCUACGUCUUCAUCAUCUUCACGGUGCUGCUCGUCCUCUUCUUCAUCUUCACCUACUUCAAGGUGCCCGAGACCAAGGGCCGGACCUUCGACGAGAUCGCCUCGGGCUUCCGGCAGGGGGGCGCCGGCCAGAGCGACAAAACCCCGGACGAGUUCCACAGCCUGGGCGCCGACUCCCAGGUGUGACCUGCCCGGCCGGGACCUGCUGCCGGCCCUGCCCGCGGCCGCUCGCCCUCCGCCUCCGCCUCCUCCUCCUCCUCCUCCUCCUCUUCCUCCCGAGCCCUCGGCUUCUCCUCU
Molecule: messenger RNA, 1676 nt
Organism: Dryobates pubescens (Downy woodpecker)
Lineage: Eukaryota; Metazoa; Chordata; Aves; Piciformes; Picidae
Gene: SLC2A1
Product: solute carrier family 2 member 1
Exons: 10
Coding region: 93-1565 (490 amino acids)
Biological process (GO): D-glucose transmembrane transport; response to insulin
Cellular component (GO): basolateral plasma membrane; apical plasma membrane
Source: RefSeq, a predicted model, not a curated record